Molecule: messenger RNA, 1695 nt
Organism: Cladophialophora immunda
Lineage: Eukaryota; Fungi; Ascomycota; Eurotiomycetes; Chaetothyriales; Herpotrichiellaceae
Product: protoheme IX farnesyltransferase
Exons: 1
Coding region: 1-1695 (564 amino acids)
Biological process (GO): heme biosynthetic process
Cellular component (GO): membrane; mitochondrion
Molecular function (GO): protoheme IX farnesyltransferase activity
Source: RefSeq, a predicted model, not a curated record
AUGGCUGCUGCUCCGGCAGCAGGCCGAUUCUCCGGAUCUGGCUAUCGCGUUUGUUCGACCUGUAUCACACGAUGUCUUCGCCAGUCGUCGCGGCCGCACAGCACUUUGAGAUCUGUCCUGCAAGCAAACAGGAAGCUCCACAGUGGCAUACUUCCACUCGAAAGGCCCUCUAGAAGCACGAUCCCUCAUUCGCAGAGCUUUGUGGGCGACUAUUUCUCUGCCAACACGUCCAUUGAGAGAGGAUGGAUCAAGAGUGGGAUGCUGGCUGCGGUCCGCACGGUCGCGGAGCCUGCAGGACGAAGGGAAAAUGACGUGCCUGGCGAAGUCACACGGACCCGAGCACAAGGAGAACUAGAAAAGGCUUUGUCUUUCAAGGAGGAGCCUCUGAGUCAAGCGAGUCAGGGCCCUCAAAAUGGUCCGGAAGCCAGCAAAGCUGUGGAGGGUGGUGAAUCAGAGGCGGAUAUAUUACCACACAGAAGGCGGAAGAGACGAAAGAGCAACCAAGACGCAUCGGAGGAGUCUCUCCCUUUGGAUGCUUCAUCUCAAUUGACGACUGCUGCGACCGCGAUGCCAAAGUCAGCCGUCUUCCGGCGGAAGCUGGCCACGUUCCUCUCAUUGACCAAACCGCGACUCUCAUUCCUGAUCCUGCUCACGACCACAUCGGCUUACAGUCUCUAUCCGCUCCCGGAAAUCCUGUCCUCCACGUCCUCAUCGGCAACUUCAUCGCUUUCAACAUCAACGCUGACGCUACUAUUCCUCACUUCAGGCACCUUUUUGUCGUGCGCCUGCGCCAACACCCUCAACAUGCUCUUUGAGCCAAAAUAUGACGCUCUCAUGUCUCGAACUCGAAAUCGGCCCCUUGUGAGAAAGCUAGUCUCUCCACGGGCCGCCGCCGUGUUUGCCUUGGUCUGCGGUGCCUCUGGCCUGCUUCUUCUCGGCCUGGGGACUAACCCGACGGUGGCGGGCCUGUCGGCCCUCAAUAUCUUCCUCUACGCUGGGGUCUACACUCCAAUGAAGCGAAUCUCCGCGGCGAAUACUUGGGUAGGUGCGAUUGUGGGUGGAAUUCCUCCUCUCAUGGGCUGGUGCGCUGCUGCGGGCGAGGCUGCGACCUCGGAGCACCACUCAUGGCAAGAUCUACUCUUUUCGGAGAACUCGAUAGGAGGGUGGGCUUUGGCAGCUCUGUUAUUUGCCUGGCAGUUUCCUCACUUCAUGUCCUUAUCGCAUACCAUUCGAGAAGACUAUCGAAAUGCUGGCCACAAAAUGUUGGCCUGGACGAAUCCUGCUCGAAACGGACGUGUUGCGCUGCGGUACUCUUUGGCUAUGUUUCCUAUAUGCGGGCUUCUCUAUUUCACGGGAUACGUGGACAAAGGCUUCCUCGUUAUAAGCACGGCAUGUAACGUCUGGAUGAGUCGAGAGGCGUUUCGCUUCUGGAAACAGCAAGGAGCCGGAGGAAGCGCCAGAGGGCUGUUCUGGGCGAGCGUCUGGCAGCUUCCACUUGUGUUGGUUGGAGCUCUUGUGUGCAAGAAGGGACUAUGGGAUGGUUUUUUCAGCACCGAUGAACCCACCAGUAUCUACGAAGAGGGCGACCUCGAUGCUGACGGUGACGCUCUUGGAAUGGACCCGUCGAAACCUCGACAAAGGCCGCCACCCCCUGAUAUUAAUUUGGCCAUGAUGGGAUUCAAGAGACCGACUUGA